Messenger RNA from Aspergillus terreus NIH2624, 2190 nucleotides. Its product is annotated as Zn(II)2Cys6 transcription factor. The record is from RefSeq and is a predicted model, not a curated record. Gene Ontology annotation, biological process: DNA-templated transcription; regulation of transcription by RNA polymerase II. Gene Ontology annotation, cellular component: nucleus. Gene Ontology annotation, molecular function: DNA-binding transcription activator activity, RNA polymerase II-specific; zinc ion binding; RNA polymerase II cis-regulatory region sequence-specific DNA binding. The coding region runs from base 1 to 2190 and encodes 729 amino acids. The transcript is spliced from 2 exons. NCBI's taxonomy places the organism in Eukaryota, Fungi, Ascomycota, Eurotiomycetes, Eurotiales, Aspergillaceae.
AUGGACAUCCCUCAGCCUCGGAGACGGAGGCCGGCUCGGUCUUGCAUUGAAUGUCGACGGCGCAAGAUCAAGUGUGACCGCAGUAACCCGUGUGGCCAAUGUGUCGCUGCUCACAGUCCCUGCGGCUACAAGACGUACAACAGUGAGCGAGCCAUUCAGCAUUCUCAGGCAACCCCAUCUGAGCCUUCGGGGUUGAGACAGGAAGCGACUACACAGAGACAGAACCUGAGGGGUUAUUCGUUUGCCAGCAAUGAUACUCCUCAAGCCGAUCAAUCUUCCGGGAUAGAGCCCGGGGCAACAGAGAAUGGGCUUCGAAACGCCACUGGCAGAGAGGGUGCGCGGUUGCCGAGCCAAACUGACCCUACCCUGCAUGAUAUAGCGCAACGUUUACAGAGACUGGAACAAGGCCAAGCAGCACAUUGUCUCCCCGAUGUUGCGGAGACAGGCCGAGACAUUCUUGCGGAUCAAUCAAGACUGUUAGGGAGCUAUGUUGUUUUAAACAAAUCCAAGGUCGUGCGAUGGAGCUUCCGGAUGGGCACAGCCAAACAGUUUCAAUCGAUUAUAACUUGCUACACAGAAGCCACCGGAAAUGGCAACGGAACAGCUUUCCAAGGCGCCGAUACGAGAGCCCUCCUCACUCAGGUCAAUGACCUCCUUCAAGAAUGCAAGCUCCUGGCGAGAAGUACAAAGCUAGGACGACCGAGCAGACGCUUUUCGUCUGCAGAUUUCGACCUUUUACCCCUUCCGCGUCAGUACGCCGACUCGAUGGUAACGCGGUAUUUUCAAACUUUCGAGCUGGUGCAUCGAGUACUCCAUCAGCCAACAUUUCUGGCCGAAUACCAACGCUAUUGGAGCCAUCCGGAAAGCGUGACGCUUGAUCUGCGGUUCAAAGUCCUCCUAGUCGUGGCAAUAGGAUCAAGUGUGUCAGCGCCUAGGGACAGUGACCCUGGGUUUCGGCGUCGUGCUCAAAAAUGGAUAUAUGGUGCUCAGAUGUGGCUUUCAGGACCACUCGAAAAAGAUCGGCUCAGUAUUACCGCUCUGCAAGUAUAUUGUCUAACUAUCCUUGCGAGACAAAUAUACUCCGUCGGCGGUGAUCUUGUUUGGAUGUCGAUGGGAUCGUUGAUCCACACGGCCAUGCAAAUGGGCUUGCAUCGUGACCCGAAACAUCACCCGUCCAUGUCCGUACUGGAGGCUGAAAACCGCCGGAGGCUAUGGGCUACGAUUCUGGAGAUGGCCGUUCAGUCGUCGCUGGAUGCGGCGAUGCCCUGCCGGAUGGCCUUGGACGAAUUCGAUACAGAGCCGCCUUCAAAUAUCAACGAUGAUGAACUAGAUGAAUCAACAAUCACAGUUGAGUCAAGACCUACGAGUGUAUACACUAUGUCGUCGAUUCAAAUCUAUCUGCUCCAGUCACUGCCAGUCCGGCGUCGCAUUGUUCAGAUGCUUAAUGGGUUGCAUUCGAGGCUUCUCUACACGGAAGUCCUCGAGGUCACCUCAGAGUUAAUGGACGCCUAUCGAUCAUGCAGCAGAUUUAUGAGCAGUAACAAGGGACUUGGUGUCACAUCCUUCCACCGGAACCUACUGGACCACCUUGUUCGCCGCUUCAUCAUACCUUUACAUUGGUUUUUUGCCGUCGAAGCUCCAACAAACCCGUUGUUUGCGUUCUCUCGGACUGCUAUCCUCGACGCAGCCACAACCAUCAUCCAUACCGAGCCAGAUGACGGCUUCGCGCACCUAAUGGUUGUAGGGGGCGGUUUAUUCCGAGAAAGCCUAAGAAAUGCAGCCAAUGUAAUCAGCCUCGAGCUUAUCACUCAUGCAGAGACGGAGCGUCUGAACGGGACGCUACACCGCGAUUCAAAAUAUAGGGCUGUUUUGAAGCAGGAGCUAGGUAACCUAACGGAUCUGUUCUCAGAGAGAAUCCGGCAGGGGGAGACUAAUAUCAAGAGUCCGAUGUUUUUGAGUAUGACAAUGGCACAAGUCGAGGCAAUCGAAGGCGAAGGCAACAUCUCAGAAGAACAUGCCAUCGCAAAGAGUGCGAGAGAUAGUCUGGAGACUUGUCUGAUGAUACUACGGGACUGGGCCAGCACAGUUCCUUUGCCGGUCGACACAUACGCAGGAGACUGGCAACAGCUGUGGGACUUCGAUCUGGAUUCGGGGUUUGAACACUUCUUUCAGGGUAGUUCUUUCCCUUGA